AUGUCCCUGAAGAAGCACUUCCAUCGCGCUUGGCGCUUCUUUCUCAAGAACUACUUCGGCUACUUGCAGAGAGUUGACGCCGUGUCGAAGACUCACGGUGUGCAACACAUCAUGAACAAUAGCCUGCAUCCUUUUGAGAGGAUCCUCUGGAUUUUCAUCGUCAUCACGGCUUUCUGCGGCGCCAUCGUGAUCGCCAACAUCCAGUUCACGCGAUUCAUGGCUAAUCCCACCGUGAUAUCUCUGGAGAGGGAUUAUCACGACUGGAACGGAACGAUGCCCGCCGUGACUUUCUGCUACGCAAAUCGCCUGACGACAGAAGCUGUGGAGUUCUUCCUGGAGGAGAAGUUCAACGUCACGCCUUCGGAUCAAGAUUUCUUCUACUUUUAUGAGUUUGUCGAGGCCGUCGUGAACAUAUCCAUCCUCAAUCUGAGAGCUCUCGAUGAGUUUGCCUACGACGAACGCUUGCAGGACACGAGUUUCCUGGAGAUCACGCAGUUUGUCGUGCCCGUUUUUGAGCAGUACAUCAGCAGUUUUGACAAGACCGUCCAGCUGGACGCAGUGCCGAUCAUCACGGAGAAAGGACUCUGCUAUUCAGUGAAUUCUCCUUUGUCGCAUCUUCUCGCAGUGGAGCAGGAUCAUCGGAUCCGGAAGCCGCUAUCGUGCAAAUUCUCCAUCAGUCAGUGUUUCCUCAAGAUCGACGUGUACGGAUUUCAGCUUUCCUCUGUCUUUGUCCAUUCGCCCUUCGAAGUUCCCCUGGCGGACACUUUGUCCUUCGCCAUGGAGCCCACGGACGAGAUCACGUCCACGUACAAGAUCGUGGAGACGAUCGCUGAUGACUCUCUGCGCGAACUCUCCGUGAGGCAGCGCAAGUGUCUGUUUCAGGACGAGCAAAUCCGCGGUUUGCCUUCAUAUUCAGUCAAUCUCUGCCUCAUGGAGUGUCGCGCCGCGGCGGCUCUGCACUUCUGCAGCUGCAAACCCUUCUUCUAUCCCUUCAUCGAGGGUCCUGUGUGUGGGAUCGACGGGAUUUUCUGCCUCAAUCGCAUCUCGUGGCCGGACAAUGUCAAGAACUCGUGCAAUUGUCCCAAGUCCUGUCGGGAUCUGCUCUUCCUGCGUAACACCUUCAAGGUGGAGAACUGGGAUGUGGGCGAGGAGGGAAUUCCCUUCGCCCAGAAGUCCACUUUUCGCCUGGAAAUCCUACCGCCGCGCAUGAGACAUCGCAGGGAAGUCCUAUUCACCUUUGAGGACCUCCUCGUGUCUCUCGGCGCCGCCACGAGUCUCUUCCUGGGCAUCAGCUUCUACAACAUGCUCCACGGAGCCUUCGUGCACAUUGAAAUACUCUACGAGAUCAUCAGAUGGUGUCGUGUAAUGAGAUGA
Molecule: messenger RNA, 1374 nt
Organism: Phlebotomus argentipes
Lineage: Eukaryota; Metazoa; Arthropoda; Insecta; Diptera; Psychodidae
Product: sodium channel protein Nach-like
Exons: 3
Coding region: 1-1374 (457 amino acids)
Biological process (GO): sodium ion transmembrane transport
Cellular component (GO): membrane
Molecular function (GO): ligand-gated sodium channel activity
Source: RefSeq, a predicted model, not a curated record